Molecule: messenger RNA, 1691 nt
Organism: Tachysurus fulvidraco (yellow catfish)
Lineage: Eukaryota; Metazoa; Chordata; Actinopteri; Siluriformes; Bagridae
Exons: 3
Coding region: 182-814 (210 amino acids)
Biological process (GO): sterol biosynthetic process
Cellular component (GO): endoplasmic reticulum
Molecular function (GO): sterol 24-C-methyltransferase activity
Source: RefSeq, a predicted model, not a curated record
UUUAUACAACACUGACUCAUAACUGACUCAUAACUGUAGUACAGUAGGUUACCCACAAGCUCCGCCUUCUCAGUGACGCAGACGGACAUAGCUGUUUAUUCGCGUUUAUGCGCAUGAAAGAUUUUGGUGGUUGUGGUUAAAGCCUUCCCUGGAAAGUACUAACGCCAGCCGUAAGAAAAAAAUGUUUUUCAGAAAACUGGGCCAACAGCUGGGGCGACCCACUCAGUCUAUCUCUGGGUGGUUGAUUAGCAAGUUCCUGAAGAGGAAUAACCAGAUCCUGGAGGAGAAUGCAGUGAGGCUGUGUGAGAUCCAGCCUCAUGAGACAGUGUUGGAGCUGGGACAUGGUCCAGGUCUGGGUUUGCAGGUGGCUGUCAAACUUCUCACCGAACCUAGAGGAAAGUUGCUGGGGGUGGAUUACUCCAAUUAUAUGCACCACAUGGCCACAAAGAGUAUGCAGGGUCACAUAGCCAGUGGAAAAGUAGCUCUGUACUGCUGUGAUGUAGCAGAAAUGCCAUUAGAAGACAGCAGUGUGGAUAAAGUGUUCCACUGCAAUUGCUACUACUUCUGGCCUGAUAUGAAGACAGCAGCCUCAGAGAUAUACCGAGUGAUGAAACCAGGUGCGCUAAUGGUGACGACCCUCAGGCUGGAUCAUAUUGUUGGCUUUGCAUCUAGGAACGUGUUUUAUGGUGAAAACUGGCAACCCGAAGUUUACAUGAAGGCACUGCAGUCCUGUGGUUUCACUGAUGUCCGAAUGGAGAACAGAAGAGACAAGCUCCUCCCAUUUCAAGCCAUUUAUGCUAUAGCUGCUAAGUAAAGCAGAAACAUCUCUGUUUUGUUAGAUGUAUAUCUGUCACUCAUGAUCAUGCUUUCCCACCUUGUCCACUCUUACUUACACCCUGCAAUCAUAUUCUCACAUAAAACUUAUUCACUCACUUUUUCACUUAUACACUGUCUCAUGUACCAAUUCCACAUACAAUCCCUCCAUCACUUAAUAUCAGUUAUGUAUUAACAUUGAUUGUCCUAAUCAGUGCUUUGUUUACUGCAUUAAAAUCAUGACUGAUUGACAAACCAUCUUCAUGUUACCAGACCUCAGGACCACGAUCUGUUUAUUGGUUGUAUGUGGUUUUACAGGCUCUAAAAUAGUUCACCUACAGCAUAGGAUAUCCUUAGUGAGUAUCAGUGAUUUUUCCUAUUGCUCUGCUCCUGAGACUUCCACAAGGUUAAUUCCUCCAUCUAAUGAAGCAUAAUGUUUACAUUUACCGCGGUGCAGAUAACAUUAAGCUCUAUCCCCUGAAAUAUAUUGAAAGCUGAACCUUAAUGUUUCUUGCCAAUUUUCUUGAGGUUAUUACGUGAUGGAUGGUGUCUAGUUUCAUGUCGAGUCAGACGAUUAUUAUAAUUAUUAUUAUUUUAAUUAUCGUCUGUUGAGGUUUAAAGGGCCUUGCUCAGGGGUUCAGGAGCAGCAGCUUGGCGGCCCUGGGAUUUGAACUCACAACCUUCUGAUCAGUCACACCUUAGCCACUGAAUUACUACUUUCCUAAUCACUAUCAUUUUACAUUAUAUGUAUUCAAGUCCUUAUUUUAUUUCUUGUACCGAUUUAUUUGAUGUUCAGCACUAUGGCCAACACAGUGUGCUUUCUGAAUAAAUUUGACUGAUUAUUUUGUCAGAUCGGAGAAAGCUUUGUACAUGGAAAU